This is a messenger RNA of Puccinia graminis f. sp. tritici CRL 75-36-700-3, 1038 nucleotides long. RefSeq lists its product as uncharacterized. Lineage: Eukaryota; Fungi; Basidiomycota; Pucciniomycetes; Pucciniales; Pucciniaceae. The record is from RefSeq and is a predicted model, not a curated record. The transcript is spliced from 2 exons. Bases 1 to 1038 code for a protein of 345 amino acids.
AUGCCCGACAAGACCACUCAAGGUGAAGAGCAAACCACCGAGUCAACACGCACGGCGGACGCAUCAGAUAUGCAAACCGCCAAGGACUGGUUCAAGGCGGUUUUCAAGAUUCAGCAUGCAUUGAUUACACAAGCGCAAGAGGACCACCAACAAGCUAUAGCCGACCGUCGCGCAGAUCAGCAAAUCUUUCUAGCGGCUCACCAAGCCAACGCCGCCCGCAUCGGCCGUUUGGAGGACCUCCUUCUAGCGAUGAACGUCAAAAAUGAGGUUGAUGCUCGCCCUGUACAAGCUGCUCCAGGCCGGGUUGAUCUACAAAAGUUCCGCACGUCGGACGGCCCAAUCUACCGCGGACCGUUCCAAGAAACCGAGCCCUUUUUACGCUGGAUCCACGGCGUACAGAUUUUUUUCGACACUAAGGAUGUCAGCAACUCGGCGGAUAGAAUCAAGAUUCUCGGGAAUCUCAUCGCGGAGACUAACCUUCAAUUGUUUUAUGCCAACAAAGCAUCUGGCUUCCUAACCAAGUCCUGGAACGAAUUCAAAGUACGGAUGUUUGAUUUUGCUCUCCCCACAAACUGGCGAUCGGGAUUGCAACGACAGGUCCGCAAGCUCGAGAUGUCUCCGACCGAGUCUUUUCUAGAGGCCCAUGUCGACAUUCCAGCUAACUAUCAAGCCCCCGCGAAACCGGUCGACUAUUCAGCCCCGCGCGCUUGGAGUAGCCCAUCUGGCCCAUCGUCCACCCCAGGAAAACCCACUCAACCUCCCGCGGGUCGACCUUCAGCCCGUGCCGCAAGCGUUGCAGGCGUUACAGACAUCACACCCCUUGAAGCCCAAGUCUCUGUGCUACAACUAGACGCAGCAAUACGAGAGGACGGCCGUUGGGAUACAUACUUUGACGACGAAGGUUACUACCCUAGUAUGGAACCGGCCGCUGUGGCGGCACUCAAGGACCUUGACAGACAACUUCUCCCAAACAAGAUUGAGAAGGCCAAACAGGCCGACCUAGCGGAUGCUAUUGCCGGUCAUCCGGGGCGUGCCUAA